Messenger RNA from Cladocopium goreaui, 300 nucleotides. Lineage: Eukaryota; Dinophyceae; Suessiales; Symbiodiniaceae. The record is from the annotation of a GenBank genome assembly.
AUGUCUGAAGUGGAAAAGCCAAGAUUUGUGAUGUCCCAGGACAAGUUUCUGAGCAGCUGUUCUGGUCAGCGUUCAUCGGCGUGCCUUCUAACUCCACGCCCUUCGAGUCGCCAAAACGGCUUCCUUCAGCCGUUGCGCUUCAUCUGGCCUUCAUUGACUGGUUUGACUCUCAUCAAAGUGGAGAAGCAGCAGAGGCAGCACAUCAUUCUGGUAGAUCAAGGCCUCUGUGAAGGGAAGUCCAUAGCUGUAUUGCACCUUCGGUCGAGCACUUCACAUACCUGCGCCGAAUUGCAUGCUUGA